GACUGACACCUAAAGAUCUUGAUUUUGUAGUUUACUUAGAGGAGAAAGGAAAAGUCCCUGAAUGGUGUUUGAAUUACGAGGAUAUGAGUAAAUUAAGAGAAGAAUAUAUUAAUGGAGAGAAAAUAAGAGAAAAUGUUGAAGAAGACAAAAGUAGUGUUAGUGCAUCUAAUACAAGCAAGAUUGAACUAAAAAAACAAACAAAAUUUCCAGCAACUCAUCCUAUCACCGAACAAACUAAUCUUCAACCUCCACAACCAGUUUUAUUAAAGCCAGAUAAGAAUUCUUCUCAACCGCUAACAGCAGAGCAAAAUCAAGUUUCUGAUGUUCAGUCCGAACAAGUAGCAGAACCAGAAUCAGUUGCACAGAUAGAAACAAAUAAUAACUGCUUAUGA
Racocetra persica is the source of this 392-nucleotide messenger RNA. The record is from the annotation of a GenBank genome assembly. NCBI's taxonomy places the organism in Eukaryota, Fungi, Glomeromycota, Glomeromycetes, Diversisporales, Gigasporaceae.